Pararge aegeria (speckled wood butterfly) is the source of this 1136-nucleotide messenger RNA. RefSeq names its product very-long-chain (3R)-3-hydroxyacyl-CoA dehydratase hpo-8 (gene Hacd1). The transcript is spliced from 4 exons. Gene Ontology annotation, molecular function: 3-hydroxyacyl-CoA dehydratase activity. Gene Ontology annotation, biological process: sphingolipid biosynthetic process; fatty acid elongation; very long-chain fatty acid biosynthetic process. Gene Ontology annotation, cellular component: endoplasmic reticulum membrane. Lineage: Eukaryota; Metazoa; Arthropoda; Insecta; Lepidoptera; Nymphalidae. The record is from RefSeq and is a predicted model, not a curated record. Bases 119 to 817 code for a protein of 232 amino acids.
GUGACGUAAACAAGUUAAGCUGGUUGAAAAUUCAAAAAUUUCUUAGUAGUUUAUUACUUAAUUGCGGUUUAUGUAGUUUAGUUUACUGUUUUUAGUUGUUUUCAUUAGUAGAUUUAAAAUGUCAUCUAGUUCUACAAAGAAAGCGAAACAUACAGAACUGUCGUUCUUAGGAAAGUCCUACCUCAUCGCAUAUAACGGUGUUCAAACAUUGGGGUGGGCAUAUUUACUGCUGCAGUCCUUAACGUAUUUUCUAAAUCGUGGUACACUAGAAAAUUUUUGGCAAGAAAUAAAAUGGACGGUUAUAAUAUUCCAAAACACGGCACUGCUGGAGGUUCUGCAUGCAGCAAUCAGAUUGGUCCCUUCCAGCGUUUUCGUAGUACUGAUGCAAGUCUACUCCAGAGUGUUCCUGGUUGCCGGCGUCUUGCUCGCUACUGAAGCUGCCACAAUCAGUCCAGGCCUCCCCCUUUGCGUCCUCGCGUGGUCUGUAACAGAAAUAAUCAGAUACGCAUAUUACGCACUCAAUUUGGUUAAUGCAGUACCACCGCUACUUACUUUUUUCAGGUACUCAACUUUCCUCGUUCUAUAUCCUCUGGGCAUAACUGGAGAAUUGCUUUGUAUGUACCAUUCACUAGAAGAAAUUGCCGAGAAACAACUGUUCACUGUGUCAAUGCCAAAUAAAUGGAACGUUAUCUUCAAUUAUUACUAUUUCCUAGUAUUUUACAUGUUACUCUACAUACCAUUCUUCCCUUACCUCUUUGGACACAUGUUAAAGCAGCGAAAGAAAAUACUCGGAGAUAUUUCGAAGAAAUUGGCAUAAUCUGUUUUUAGUAGAAUUGUUAUUUAUAUUAAUUUAUUUAUGCGCAUUUCUUUACAUGCUCCAAUUUGGUUUAGAUCGCUCAAUUAAUAUUAUUAUAUGAACUUUUUAUUAGUGCGUAAGCGUUAGACUGACCUGUCAUAUUGAUAGGCUAAAAUCACAAUCACCCAUACCUCUUUAAGUGCUUUAUAAUAUAUCAUACAAUAUUCUUAUUUGUUACAAAAAUUGCCAUUAAGGACAAAUAGCGGCCUCAUCGGCCUUCGUAAUGAUUGCUGUAAUGACUGUGUUUAUGUUAUGUAUUCAAUAAACUUUAGUUUCGUUA